Messenger RNA from Drosophila yakuba, 1381 nucleotides. Its product is annotated as proline-rich receptor-like protein kinase PERK14. Bases 149 to 1081 code for a protein of 310 amino acids. Lineage: Eukaryota; Metazoa; Arthropoda; Insecta; Diptera; Drosophilidae. The record is from RefSeq and is a predicted model, not a curated record. The transcript has a single exon.
AGUCUGUUUCUUUUUAUUAUGUUUUUUACGAAAAAGUCCUGGUCUUUGAAAUUCAUUGUCUAAAUUUUAAAUAAAAUUAUAAAAUUUAAAAAGAAAAUUAAUUAAAGAAGCGAUGAAAUAUCUCUGAAAUUCAAUCAAUCAAUUAAUCAUGGCGUCUCAGCGAGUGCACGUAUUUGCCUACCCCUUCGUGGGACCAUUCCGGUGCUCCGUAUGCAUGGAUGCGUCCGGGAUGCAUCCCACUAGGUCGCUGGGCGAAUACGGCACAUACGCUGCGGCAUAUCAGCACAUAACCCGGCGCCACCCACAAGUGGUUAUUACAUACCGUUGCCGGGUCUGUGGCGCUGAUAUGCCCCGGGGUAUGAAGCAGCUCAAAGCCCAUGUGGCCGCGAGCCACCCCGAGACCACCACAGACGCCCACGGGAUGCUUGUGGAAGCAGCCACAGCCCCGAACCCUGCCUUACCACUCCCCGCCUUCUCCCCGAGACAGUCAGCGCUGAGCCCUGUGACGACGAGAGCCAGCGAACGCGGUACGCCUCUCCCCACAAGCAGGCGCGUACUCUGCACGACGCCGAGCCGCGCGAUGCUUCCCGGGAACAUGCCCCAUCCUGCGCUGAGCCCCGUUGUCACAGGUGCCAGUGGACGCACUGGAAGGACUGUUGCCCCCAUUCCACCAACACGACAGAUGGCCCCGAGGGCACCGACCGCUGCGCAGACACCAUCACCAGCCCCGCAACGGCCGCCUGCCCGCAACGUUCCCCCUGCCCCCUUGGGUCAAGUAACGGGUGUGACGAGACGGCUCCUGAGAAGCGGCAACCAGCCGCCGAUCUCGUCCAUACCGCCCCGUUCGCCGUCCUCGUCCGUGCCGGCCCGUUCGCCGAUCUCGUCCGCGCCGGCCCGUUCGCCGACCACCACCAGGACGACGACCCCCUCCCGCACCGGUCUGGGAGUCUCGGCCCCCUCUGCUCCAAGCAGAAGGACCCCCGAAAGACCCACCAGCACCGCCACAGCGGGCAGGCCGGGAACCAAACCCACACGGACAUACCCAGAGCCGCCCCCAGCAGAAGGGCCGCAAUCUGCCUGAUGGCCAAUGCCGCGGCCACCAGGGAGGACCUGCUGAGGGCCGCCACCAGCCUUUCCGAAAUGGCGGCCGCGAACCAGCCUACCCGCUCGCCCACUGGAGGUGGCGAGCCCACCUCACAGGGUAGGCGCGGACCGCAAGCACUGGCAGACGCAGCGAAAAGGAUCCAACAAAUAUACAGGACCAACAUACCUCGCGCCAUGAGAAAAGUCCUGAGAACACUGCUCACGGCAGUGUUUAGCGCCUGCCUGAGGACAGGUCAUGUCCCCGAUCUGUGUAAAAAAUCCAGAACGGUCUUAAUCC